Molecule: messenger RNA, 1151 nt
Organism: Sphaeramia orbicularis (orbiculate cardinalfish)
Lineage: Eukaryota; Metazoa; Chordata; Actinopteri; Kurtiformes; Apogonidae
Product: complement C1q-like protein 2
Exons: 2
Coding region: 300-1079 (259 amino acids)
Molecular function (GO): protein binding
Source: RefSeq, a predicted model, not a curated record
ACAUCUGGCGCAGCUCCUCUGGCCGCGCGUCUCCAUCCAUCCCUCCAUCCAUCCAAUGCGCGCACUCGCCGCCCGGUGCCAUCCGCAGCCUUAGGGGCUUCCACACACCAAUUAGCGCAGUUGGACCGAGAGAUGCGCACUUCAUUAACUUAGAUCUUUUCUUUUUCGUCGCUCUGAUAUCCACUCUUUUGCCUGUCACGAUUCCCCCCCAGAGAGGCUCAGCGGACUUUCUGUCGUCCAUCUGCCCCCGAACCGAGCGGAGGAAGUGGUCGGUGGUCUUUCUGGUCACCGCCGUCGCCAUGGUUUUGUUGGCUCUGGCUGUUGCCAUCCCCUUGCUCUUGGUGCGCCCCUCUGAGACCUCCGCUCAUUAUUACGAGAUGAUGGGAACCUGUCGGAUGGUUUGCGACCCGUACAGCCCCAAACCGGGAGGCGCCACGGCCAUGGAGGUGAUCCAGAACGUCAACGGCGUCGCCCCGCAGCCUCCAAUGGCGCAAGGGACCCGCGGGGAGCCCGGACGACCUGGUAAACCGGGACCUAGGGGGCCCCCAGGUGAACCAGGACCCCCGGGUCCGAGGGGGCCACCGGGAGAACGCGGUAAGAGUAAAGUCGCCUUCCCUGCGGUAACGGGAACGACUGGGGAAGACAUUAGUGAACCGGAUGGAGUCAACUCCUCUACUAAUAGUUUAAGGAUCGCUUUUUACGUCGGUCUGAAGAAUCCGCAUGAGGGAUAUGAGGUGUUAAAGUUUGACGACGUGAUUACAAACUUGGGGAACAACUACGAUCCGAGCACCGGAAAAUUCACCUGCCAUGUGUCGGGGAUCUAUUUCUUUACCUAUCAUGUACUGAUGCGGGGAGGAGACGGAACCAGCAUGUGGGCCGACCUGUGCAAAAACGGACAGGUGCGGGCCAGUGCCAUAGCUCAGGAUGCAGACCAGAACUACGACUAUGCCAGUAACAGUGCCGUGCUGCACUUGGACUCUGGAGACGAGGUUUACGUCAAAUUAGACGGUGGUAAAGCUCAUGGAGGCAACAACAACAAGUACAGCACCUUCUCCGGCUUCAUCUUAUAUCCUGACUAAACCCCACGGCAGUUCCAUGGACAGCAGUUACACUAAUAAUCAAAGAUAUUUUCAGUUUUGUUCCUCUCCUUU